Molecule: messenger RNA, 1038 nt
Organism: Bombina bombina (fire-bellied toad)
Lineage: Eukaryota; Metazoa; Chordata; Amphibia; Anura; Bombinatoridae
Product: probable G-protein coupled receptor 148
Exons: 1
Coding region: 1-1038 (345 amino acids)
Biological process (GO): G protein-coupled receptor signaling pathway
Cellular component (GO): membrane
Molecular function (GO): G protein-coupled receptor activity
Source: RefSeq, a predicted model, not a curated record
AUGAACUCUUCUGAAUGCAGACUGAUAGAGAUAUUACAACGAGAGGGUCAUGCCAACCACUCUCCGAUUACGGAUAAGCUGUUUUACAUCAAGUCUCAGGAAAUGAUUAUUUACCAUCUUUAUUUGGAAAUGAAACUGUUUCUGAUACCUACAAGUGUCUGUUUUGUUGCUGCCUUUUUUGUCACGCCUUCUAUUUUGUUUGCCAUUUUCUCCAACGUCAGCCUACGCCGUGAGACGAGAUUCUUACUUCUGGCAAAUGCUUUGUUUUCUGACUUUUUAUAUCUGCUACUAUUCACAACAACUAGCAUGUUUAUUGUUGUUAAUCAUAAAGUUCCCAGCUAUGUUUGCCCAGUCCUUCUUUUUUUGCUGGCCGUAAACUACUGCGGAGGAGUGCAAACCGCAUUGGUAAUGGUUGCAGACACAUAUUUGGCAGUGUUGUGGCCCCUGCAUUAUGUGAGACUUUUACCUUCUUCAAGGAUAAAAAAACUAAUAGCGUUGCUUUGGUUCUCAUCUUGUUUGUUUCCAGCCAUAUUGUUCCUAACAUUGUACUUUACACAGGAACCCGGACCGUGUCCACUUGAACUGUGUUCUCUGCCCGUAAUCCUCACAAUUACUUUACACGGAAAUGACGCAAUCAGAUUAUUUCAUAUUUUUUUUAUUUCUGCUUUCCUGUUAUGCUUUUCAUUAGUACUCUGCUGCUAUUUCUUUCUUUGUUAUAAAACUCGGGAAACCGGAAUAUGGAAAAGUAUUUUAUCCAGAGCCACUGCCACGUUUCUGAUGCACCAUGCCAUAUUUUUCUCUCAUUUCUGCCCUCUUUUACUCCUCCUUAUAGGAUCAUUAUUAUAUAUCAAUCAAGUUAUAGACCUUGAAACAGUGUUGUGUUUAAAUUUAAUAAUCUGUAAUGUUUUAAUUGUUUUACCAAAAGGUGUUUCCCCAUAUCUGUAUGGCUUUAGAUACAGAGAAUUAUACAGAUCCCUUUCUUUAUUUUGUAAAUUAAAACACAAUAGUCUGGUUGCACCUGAAAAUAGGGUUAAUUAG